Messenger RNA from Carya illinoinensis, 2629 nucleotides. RefSeq names its product probable inactive DNA (cytosine-5)-methyltransferase DRM3. The record is from RefSeq and is a predicted model, not a curated record. Gene Ontology annotation, molecular function: methyltransferase activity. NCBI's taxonomy places the organism in Eukaryota, Viridiplantae, Streptophyta, Magnoliopsida, Fagales, Juglandaceae. The coding region runs from base 314 to 2479 and encodes 721 amino acids. Gene Ontology annotation, cellular component: nucleus. The transcript is spliced from 12 exons.
UGACUUUUGGAUUACACGCUUUAUAUGGGCCUAAGCCCUAACCGCCCGUGACGCUUUGCCCAAUAGUUGUUUGUUCAGCUCACGACGAGUGUUGGCAGUGGCAGCGGUGUGUCCCACGCGCCGAUGCUCCUCCCCCUCUGCAAUUUUCCGCUUCUCUUGGUCUCGGCCUUUAUCUCCGGGUUGGAAUCCCCGAUCAGGCCAAUUUUUGUUUAUUAUUUAUGUACCAGACAUUUAGCUAAAGGCUGAGUUGAUGCAGUUUGUGGUGGAGUGCUAAUUACUGUUUUGCAGCGCCGAAGCAUUGUUUUAUUUUGGCAUGGGUAUCUCGGAUUCAAAUGGUGAGAAAGCAGUAGUGCCAAAGGAAGAGAUCUUGGACUUUGAGUUAUCACCCAAUACCUUGUACUCAAGGCAUGUUGGGGGUGCCUCAGAUUCAAAUGGUGGGAAAGCAGUACUGCCAAAUCCAAAGGAAGAGAUCUUGGACUUCAAUUUUCCACCCAAUACCUUGUACUCAAGGCAUGUUGGGGACAAUGUUGCAAGUUCAUCUGGAACCAACAUAAGAUCAUUCUUUAUAGGAAUGGGAUUCUUACCGUCUCUUGUUGACAAAGCGGUUGAAGAAAAUGGUGAAGACAAUGUUGACUUGUUAUUGGAAACCCUCUUUGCAUAUUCUGCUCUUCAAAAGUCAAAUUCUGAAUCAUCGGAUUCUCUAGAUAGCUUGUUUGAUGACAAGGAAGAUAGCAGUCCUCCAGAAAUCCCAACAGUCAUUCAACCAAAAGAGGAGCCUGAUGCGUAUAGUGGAGUUGAAGAUGACAAAAGAGCAUCCUUACUGAUGAUGAAGUUCUCUGUAAAUGAGGUUGAUUUUGCAAUUGAUAAGCUUGGUGAAGAUGCUCCAAUAAAUGAGUUAGUGGACUUCAUUACUGCUGCCCAAAUUGCUCAAGAAUUUGAGAAGGACACAGAUGAUUCAAUUCAUGAUGAUGAAGUUAGAAAUGAGCAUACUAAUGAUGAAGCCUUGUUUGGGACUAUGGAGAAAACACUGCGAUUGCUUGAGAUGGGUUUCUCCGAGAAUGAAGUUUCAUUAGCAAUUGAGAAGUAUGGUAUAGAAGUUCCACUUUCGGAGCUUGCUGACUCCAUAUUUUCUGAUCAUGUUGCCAGUAGCUGUGUUGGAGGAAAUAAGUAUUCCUCAAAUACUUUUGGUACAGUAAAAGUGAAGACGGAGGAUUUUGGUCUAGGUACUGUUUCUCGUUCGGGAAAAAUCACUAUAGGAGAAACCUCUGUAUUAAAAAGGCCAAAACAAGAGUAUUUUGACGACUGUCCUGGUGCUGCUUCUCUGUCUAGGCAUGCUGAUUUUGGGGAAAGUAGUAAGAGGAAAAGACCAAAACAGGAGUACGUUGAUGACUCAAGCUCUUUUGCUGACACCACUGGGGUGGAAGAAAAGUUUGACCCAAAAAUCAGUUUCGGAAGGCCAAAUCCUUUUAAAGCAAAUCCGUCCAAGAGUCUUGAUCGAAUGGCAGCUAAACCUCCAUAUUUCUUUUAUGGAAACAUUGUGAAUGUAUCUCAUGACUCUUGGAUAAAAAUUUCACAGUUCUUGUAUUCAAUUGAGCCUGAAUUUGCUAAUGCUCAGUUGUUCUCGGCCUUGAUUAGAAAGGAAGGCUACAUACACAACCUUCCAACUGAGAAUAGGUUUCACAUCCUUCCAAGGUCUCCUAUGACCAUCGAAGAUGCUGUACCACAUACAAAGAAGUGGUGGCCAUCAUGGGAUACAAGGAAGCAGUUGAACUGCAUCAGCUCUGAAACUAAUGGAAUAUCUCAGCUUUGUGCUAGGCUUGGGAGGAUAGUAGCCGAUUCUCGAGGACUGCCAUCAUCUGAACAGCAGAGAGAUAUCAUUCAUCAUUGCAGGACAUCGAAUCUUGUAUGGGUUGGUCAGUAUAAACUGGCUCCUAUAGAGCCUGAACAUAUAGAGUGUAUGUUGGGCUACCCGUUAAAUCACACUCAAGCUGCUGAGAGUAGUUUAAUAGAAAGACUUACAUCACUCAAAUACGGCUUCCAGACAGACACAUUGGGCUAUCAUCUUUCAGCAUUGAAGUCAAUGUACCCAGAAGGAUUGACAAUGUUGUCUUUCUAUAGCGGAAUUGGUGGGGCAGAAGUUGCUUUAAACCGGCUUGGCAUCCACUUGAAAGGUGUUGUUUCUGUAGAGACUUCUGAAACAAAGAGGAAGAUUCUGAGAAGGUGGUGGCAAAGUAGCGGACAAACCGGGGAGUUGGUGCAGAUUGAAGACAUUCAGAGACUUACAAGUAACAGGAUAGAAAGUCUCUUCAAGAAUUUUGGCGGUUUUGACUUGGUCGUUUGUCAGAACCCAUGUGCUCACUUUUCAAGUUCUAAAAUGGCAGCAGAAGAUGACUCUCUCCCAGUUUUUGACUUCUCAUUGUUUUAUGAGUUCGUUCGUGUUCUGCAACGUGUAAGAAGUAUGAUGGAAAAAAAGAGGUGAGUAGUCGUAAUUAUUAUUUUUUUAUUUGCUACUGUGCUAUUGUCUGGUACAUCUAAUUCAUCAAUGACCAAUAGUACAGUUCUUAUAGAAGUCAAAUGAGAUGUUUAAUUCUAGCAAAAAAUAAAUGCAUCUUAAUUACUUUGGAUGGUA